Messenger RNA from Echinostoma caproni, 657 nucleotides. NCBI's taxonomy places the organism in Eukaryota, Metazoa, Platyhelminthes, Trematoda, Plagiorchiida, Echinostomatidae. The record is from the annotation of a GenBank genome assembly.
AUGUCGGGAUUCAACGUAGCCUCUCAUUCUCCUUGUCAAACUAAUCGAUUCGAAACUCUCAUCCGACACAUUGAACUUCUAUCCGAAUCCAUUAUGCGAGAUGUGCGAAUCGAUUUGUCGUUAGACCAGCUCGAGGGCCGAGAGCACGUGAUGUUCACACAGACCAAGAGUAUUGUGAAAAUCGUGGAAAAAUUACGAGAACUAUUUCAAAUUACCCAAACGCCGAAGUUAAUUGACUAUCUGAACGAGUCCUACCCAGAUCAAUGGAGUCCGAGCUUCCUAUUGAAGAAUAUCGAAACGUCCUGUAGUCAGGCCAAUCACGUACGAAUGAAUUUGAUCGAUUUGAUCGAUCGCUUGCCCAAAUUCGUGCGAGAUGUACAAAACACAUUGUAUCACACGUUAACCGGACAUUCUACCACAUUAGUGCGGCAAUGGAUCGAUGCCAAGGCCCUGAAAGCUGUCCAGGAUAAAAGACAUCUACUGAACCAGUCCAAGUUACAACUGGAUCAAUUGCGUAGUCGACUGGAACGAAAUAUGAACACAGAUUUGCAGUUAAUUCGCUUUCGAAGACGAGAGAGCAGCGAACGACUUUAUCCACAAGUGAAUGUCUAUCCCCUUUCCACACUGAAUUUUCCGACAGUGGUAUCACGAACGUAG